Messenger RNA from Ambispora leptoticha, 143 nucleotides. The record is from the annotation of a GenBank genome assembly. NCBI's taxonomy places the organism in Eukaryota, Fungi, Glomeromycota, Glomeromycetes, Archaeosporales, Ambisporaceae.
AUGUCAGCGGUAUUAGAAAUGUCACUUUUGCUAGAUUUUGAUGUCGACAGUUUGAUUUCUGUAUCCUCAGAUUUGGUAUUAGGUCCUGCAGUAAAACCAGAGGACUCCUCACUCGCGUUUAAGUAUCCUAUAGAUGAUAAAAG